This is a messenger RNA of Saccostrea cuccullata (small rock oyster), 1239 nucleotides long. RefSeq names its product glutathione peroxidase-like. Gene Ontology annotation, biological process: response to oxidative stress. Lineage: Eukaryota; Metazoa; Mollusca; Bivalvia; Ostreida; Ostreidae. The transcript is spliced from 3 exons. Gene Ontology annotation, molecular function: glutathione peroxidase activity. The record is from RefSeq and is a predicted model, not a curated record.
CUUAACAUGUAUUAAUAUGAGUAGGGAUUUUCUUGAGAAGGUCAAAUUUAAAAGAUAUAUGAACUAUAAUCAUAAAAUGUCAGAAAUGUUCCAAAUUAAGGCCAUAUCACUAAACUGAGAUAAUUAUGGAGUCUCGUGAUAUCAAUACCUCAUAUGAUUAGUAUGUCGGGAGCAAAGUCACUGUUAUCAUAAAUCGUUAACUUAAGAUAAUUUCUUCAAUAAUGCUGAAGAUGGCGGGGUGUCGACACUCCCUCGCCAUUUUGGCAUUGCUGGGUGUCGUCUGCCACGCCCAGGGAAAAGAGGUAGAAUGUCUACAGCCAGCAUCUUCUCCCGAGUCGGUCUACAAUUUCAUGGCUCCUGACAUUUAUCAGAGCAGGAACAUUUCUUUGUCGGAGUACCGUGGCAAAGUUUUGGUCAUCACAAAUCUUGCCUCCUUCUGAGGUUUAACCCCCAUGCACUAUAUGGGUUUCAAUGCACUUAAAAAGACAUUUGCAGGAAAACAGUUCGAAGUUCUAGGCUUUCCAUGCGAUCAGUUUAAUUUGCAAGAGCCGGGAGAUACUGCUACAGAAAUUUUAAAUACUAUUAAGUAUGUCCGCCCUGGAAACGGAUACGUUCCCAAUUUUCAAAUGUUUGCCAAACUGGACGUCAACGGAGAGAAUGAGCACCCUCUUUUUACUUACUUAAAGAAGUACUGCGGUCCAACAGCGGAUGAAUUUGAGGAUGAUCUAUUUUACAAACCUCUCCGUGUCAGUGACAUCAGAUGGAACUUCGAGCAGUUUGUCAUCAACCCACAGGGUAAACCAGUAGUUCGUUUCUCACCGGAAGUUAAUCCACUAAAUCUCACCUCCGUCAUUUCAUCGUUACUACCAAGAUCUGAUAAUGAAAUUAUCAGAAACGAAAUACCAGAAGUUCUGAAUUAGUCAUGUAGUUCUCCAAGUAGUAUUUACAUAAUAUUUGACAUGUUUCUACUUUUAUAUCUUGUGGAUAUAUUUUAAAUAUUUAUAACCUGUAUGUGGAGCGAAAACAUAAACCUGUUAUUCAUAGAUACAGGCAUUUGAUGAUUUCAUUUCUUGAAAGCAGAAAAUCUGUUAGAAGUGAAUGAAUGUUAAAUGGGGUUUUUCACUUUGUGCAUUGUGUGAAUUGCUUCAGUUAUAUUUGUCAAUAUCUAUGUAUAAUAGAUAUAAGAUUUUCUGUAUACACAUUAUGCUGCAAAUAUUUGAAAUAAAUCAUAAGAAAGUU